AUAAGGGACAAGGUUCCCAUUGCAUCUUUCGUUAUUCGAAUCAUUGACUCUGCCAAAGAUCGCAAGAUCUUGGCUAAAUUAGAGGCAAAAGAUAAGUUGCUUAAACAAGGAGAAAGAUUUGAGUGCAAAGUUGGGUUACUUCCAGGGAGAUUCAUUAUUGACCUUGAGUUCCUCGAUUUGAAAGCUUCAUCUCCAAAUGGAACAGAUGUUUGUUCCAUUUGGCCUACCAAAAUCAUGAAUCAGAAACCAAAUUCUGCAGUUCUUGAAUCUGUUGGUCGAAUGCUGAUAGAAAAAAUCCAUACUGACAUAACAAUAAAUGCUUCAGAUGGAAGCAUUGGAGCUCACCGCGCAGUUCUUGCUGCUCGAUCACCUGUUUUUCAUAGCAUGUUCAAACACAAUCUAAAAGAGAAUGAUGAUUCCACCAUAAACAUCUCAGACAUGUCAAUAGGAUCUUGUCAAGCAUUCAUAAACUAUCUUUAUGGUGUCAUUGAAGAUGAAGAAUUUUUCAAGCAUAGAUUGGAGCUUCUUCAUGCGGCAAACAAAUAUGACAUUUGUGAUUUAAGAGAUGUAUGCAGUGAGAGCCUUGCAGAGGAUAUUGAUUCAAGCAAUGUUCUUGAGAGGCUUCAGGAUUCAUAUCUGUAUCAAUUGCCAAAGCUGAAGCUUCAUUGCAUGCAAUAUCUUGUCAAGUUUGGAAGGAUAUUUGAUAUUGAAGAUGAUUUCAAUGCAUUCUUGCAAACUGUAGAUAAGGAUUUGGUUAUUCAACUCCUUGGUGAAGCUCUUAGUGUCUUGAAAGGCUCUUAA
Molecule: messenger RNA, 801 nt
Organism: Arachis duranensis
Lineage: Eukaryota; Viridiplantae; Streptophyta; Magnoliopsida; Fabales; Fabaceae
Product: BTB/POZ domain-containing protein At1g55760-like
Exons: 3
Molecular function (GO): protein binding
Source: RefSeq, a predicted model, not a curated record